Messenger RNA from Solanum pennellii, 1336 nucleotides. Its product is annotated as pyrroline-5-carboxylate reductase. Gene Ontology annotation, molecular function: pyrroline-5-carboxylate reductase activity. Bases 241 to 1095 code for a protein of 284 amino acids. Gene Ontology annotation, biological process: L-proline biosynthetic process. NCBI's taxonomy places the organism in Eukaryota, Viridiplantae, Streptophyta, Magnoliopsida, Solanales, Solanaceae. The transcript is spliced from 8 exons. The record is from RefSeq and is a predicted model, not a curated record.
UAAAAGAUAAUUUUAUGAGUUAGAUAUGACCGCGAUGUAUUUAACUUAAAUUUUGUUUAAAAUAGUACCUAAUAUAUAGACCUAAAAAUACAAAUUUGUGCCGAGUAUUAAGGCCCUAAAACAGUCGCUUAAAUAAGAAGAGUAGUAAUGCAUUAAAACACAAUAUCAGCUACUCUUCGUCUUGCCUUCUUCACUGAUUUCAGAAGAAAAGUUGUAUCUUUACUGUUACAUAAUUUCCAAAUGGCGAAUGUUUGUCCAAUUCCAACCGAUUCAUACAAGCUGGGCUUUAUAGGAGCUGGUAAAAUGGCUGAAAGUAUAGCUAGAGGUGUGGUUAAAUCUGGGAUAUUGCCUGCUUCUCGUAUUCGAACAGCCCAUUCUGGAUCAGCUCGUCGUACUGCUUUUGAGUCUAUUGGGGUUACUGUUUUAGAUAACAAUAGUCAGGUUUCUUCUUUUUUGUCAGAGCAGGUGGUUGAAGAUAGUGAUGUGAUUAUAUUCUCUGUGAAGCCUCAAGUGGUUAAAAAUGUGGUGUCAGAGUUGAAGCCAAUCCUUUCAGAGAAGAAGCUUUUGGUGUCAGUUGCUGCUGGUAUCAAGUUAAAGGAUUUGCAGGAAUGGGCAGGUCAAGGCCGAUUUAUUAGGGUGAUGCCAAACACUCCCUCUGCUGUUGGUGAAGCCGCCACUGUCAUCACUUUGGGGGAGAAGGCAACAACAGAAGAUGGAGAGUUAAUUUCCCAGUUAUUUGGAGCUAUUGGUAAGGUGUGGAAAGCUGAUGAGAAGCUGUUUGAUGCAGUUACAGGUUUAAGUGGUAGUGGACCAGCCUAUGUUUUUCUAGCAAUAGAGGCAUUGGCUGAUGGAGGGGUGGCUGCUGGUUUACCGAGGGAGCUUGCACUUGGACUAGCCUCUCAAACCGUACUAGGAGCAGCAUCAAUGGUCUCCGGUAUGAGCAAGCAUCCUGGUCAACAUAAAGAUGAUGUUGCAUCACCUGGGGGUACAACCAUUGCUGGAAUUCACGAGUUGGAGAAGUCUGGAUUUCGCGGUAUCUUGAUGAAUGCAGUUGUUGCUGCAGCUAAACGAAGUAAAGAGCUUUCUCAGAAUUAAUCUAUUUUUCUCUAUUAAGGUCAUGGAGAACCAGCCGGAAGCUACUAUAUAUGUCUAGCUGAGUUUUUUAAGUGCUAAAUUAUUAUGUGAAAGGUGCAGGGCUUUUUGACCAAAAUAAAGCACUGUAUCUGUUAAACUUUUUGAACCAACAUGCCCACAUUUUAUCAAAGAGGCUUGUGGCACAAUCACCAUCACUAUAAAUAAACAUUAUUUAUAGUUAUUACUCCCUUCGUUUAAAAAA